Messenger RNA from Microdochium trichocladiopsis, 1629 nucleotides. RefSeq lists its product as uncharacterized. The record is from RefSeq and is a predicted model, not a curated record. NCBI's taxonomy places the organism in Eukaryota, Fungi, Ascomycota, Sordariomycetes, Xylariales, Microdochiaceae. The transcript has 2 exons. The coding region runs from base 1 to 1629 and encodes 542 amino acids.
AUGGCAGUGGCCGUCGCCAGCAUGGCCAGGAACAGCCGUCCCAGCCGCGUGUCCACGCCUCGGGCUGCUCACAACCGCCCAGAUCCCAACACGGCACACAGUCUGGAAGGUGACACCCUCCUCGGCUCUCCAGACACCCAGCGGCCAGCCCAGAGCUCGCCUCCGGCACGAAUCACCAAGCGGCACCCCGCGACAUCUGGUAGGGUCGAGAAGAGCAGGCCCGCCCAGAAGAAGUCCAGCAUCGCCUCGAGACUUCUCAGCCUCUUCACUUCCUUUCCCUCGCCAAAACGGGCUUUCUUCUCCAGCUCGGCAGGCCUCAACCGUGGAGUCGGUUCUCAGGGCAGCGGCACAGCGACCGCAGCUGAUUCAAAGACCGCUCAAAGCCGCUCCACAUCGCCGCAAGAGGAUGUAGCAGUGGCGAGCAUAGAGUCUGUCGAUGGCGUGGCCGCUACAGACCAGCAGGACCAAGACGAGGCCAUGAGCGAGUCUUGGAUCCCCGGCGAGCAAGAAGAGCCAGAGUUUACUGACUGGCGGGAAGAGCAGCUGGCCCUCAACAUUGUGCUCAGAGCCCGCCAUGAGUUCACCCUGCUGCCGUCAACGUGGAAGUACAACCUGCGAGGCAUUCCCAUCCCAGACACUCUCUUCUACACCCAGACAAAAUCAAAAAGCAUGCGGCCCCGUAUCUACGCCAUGCAGAACCGCUUCGAAUACCAGGGCGAGACCGCAUUCCGGAAACUCAUAGAUGUGCACGCGCAGAUUCGGGACCUUCGCAAGCUGCAGGUGGAAAUCAACAGCGACAGGCUCUUGUCAGCUGGCGCCAGAGAAGCCAGACUGGCCGAGGUAUCUGCAGCUAUCACCAGCAAGAUAUCCCGCGCCAUUGAACGUGCGUGCGUUUGGGCCGAGUCUGACGGCAAUCUCAAGAGACUGCGCGACCAGACCCCGCCCAACAUCAUGAUAUCCGUCCUUCCCAGCACAGAGGAGCACGGCGACGUCUUCAUCCAGGAGAGCAUGGACUCUCUGGCGCGACGGUGGCGGCAGAAGCUCGGCAUCCCGGAACUUGAGCGCGAGGAGUCGGUGGCUAGCAGCUUCGACUGGGACGCCGCGGACGGGGACACGACCAUCAAAGUAGAGGAGGACGAGGCGGGGGGAGACGGCGCCUCUACCAAGGAGCUCGGCGGGAGCCCACAACUCGGCACAGAAACACCAAAAGCGUCGCACAGGAAAGGGCUACCCCGCGAGGAAGUCCAGGCGUCACCAGAAGAGCUGGAGCAGCAGGAAAAGGAGCGGGAGGAGGAGGAGGAGCAAAAGACACCCACCCAAGCACAGCCACAAUGCCCGCCUCCAACAUCAUUCUCGUCAUCACAGACCAAGGCCCCCGUGCUGUUCGGCUUCGUCAUCUUCAAGCAUACCCUCAUGAUUGUCACCCUCGACGCCCAGGACCCGGCGGCCCCGUGCAACAUCCCCAUAUCGCUCAACAUGGCCGAGAGCAACCAGCACCAGUGGAACGCGCUCGCCAUCAUGGUGACCAUCUGCUGGGCGCGCGACCUGCUGUCCCGCGUCGUCGACGAGAUAGCUGUCGAUCUCGAGGCCGCCAAGGCGCGGAUGCCGUCCGAGGAUCCUGAUGCUUGA